This is a messenger RNA of Pyrus x bretschneideri (Chinese white pear), 3989 nucleotides long. Its product is annotated as transcription factor LHW-like. Gene Ontology annotation, molecular function: protein dimerization activity; DNA-binding transcription factor activity. NCBI's taxonomy places the organism in Eukaryota, Viridiplantae, Streptophyta, Magnoliopsida, Rosales, Rosaceae. Gene Ontology annotation, biological process: regulation of DNA-templated transcription. The record is from RefSeq and is a predicted model, not a curated record.
GGCGCACUUUUAGCGCACUCCGACACAACUACGCAGAGAAUUUCGCAGCAACAAGAAGAGCAGUGAAGCAGCAGCUGAAGCACUGAACACGACAGACCUCACCUCCCCACACCAAACGACACCGUAUUCGAACUCAUCGUUCUCUCGCAUUCUCUUCGUCUCCUCUCUUUCUUUGCAACUCUUCAAAUUUCACCAUUUUUCAGCAGCUCACAGAAACUGACGUGAUAGCAACAAUGGAGGCUUUCUACAGGCUCGAAGCUUGUGGAAUAGUGUAGCUUUUUACUCCCUUUCGGAAGGCCUUCAGCUUCCUCCCCUUUCUGUCUCUUCACUCUAUCUGUUAUAGAUGGCUGGCCGGAGAUUGAGACUCAAUGCAUGGAACUUGGAUCCAGAGAGGAAGAGGACCGGCGGACUGAGGACGAUGCAGGCGGGGAGAGGAUCAUGCCGUGGAAGUUAGGCGCCGCCGGGAAAUGCACACUCUUCGGGACUGAUUUAUUUGUCAUUUGAAUCGGCUGUCAAUUUGUCUACUCUGUUCUGUUCGAUUAGUGCUUUGAAUAUUCUGAAUUUUUGGAGCCACGGAGAGGCGGUAGCCAUGGGGUUUUUGCUUAAGGAAGUGCUCAAGAGGCUGUGCGGCGCCAAUCAGUGGGCUUACGCUGUCUUCUGGAAGAUCGGCUGCCAGAACCCUAAACUAUUAAUUUGGGAAGAAUGUCAUUACGAAUCAUCACUAUCUUCUCUACCUAAACGCAAUGCUGGAACUGAAAGAGCUGAAUUACCAUUUGGAGAGUGGGAGGGAUGCUGGGUUUCUUCUAAAGUGUGCUCCUCUUCUAGUGGGAUUCAACAAGAGGAAAGAGUGUCCUCACUUAUUAACACAAUGAUGAUGGAUAAACCGUGUAACAUAGUGGGUGAAGGGAUGGUUGGACGAGCUGCAUUUACGGGGAAUCAUCAAUGGAUUUUAUCAGGCAAUUACAGAAAGGAUGCCCAUCCACCAGAGGUCCUCAAUGAGAUGCACCACCAAUUUUCUUCUGGCAUGCAGACCGUUGCAGUUAUUCCUGUUCUUCCUCACGGUGUUGUUCAACUUGGUUCUUCCACAGCUAUGAUGGAGGAUACAGGCUUCAUCAAUGAUGUGAAGAGUUUAGUCCUGCAACUAGGACGUGUUCCUGGUGCUCUUUUAGCAGAAAACUGUGUGACCAAAGAUUUGGUUGAGAAAUCUGGGUUACCCUAUACUUCUGGAACAGUGGCAUCCAUGCAUCCAGCAGGUAAUUUAAAGGUAACAGGAUCCACACGGAUGACUGAUAACUACACCCAUCAAAGUCACUUUACUCGGGCCUCAGGCCUUUCUGGCCAACUAUCUCACUCUCUUCUUAAGGAUAUUCAGAAUAAUUCUCAAACCACUUCUUCAGCAUUUCAAACCCCAAAUCUCACCCAAAGUCUGCCCAAAAUUCAUGAUGAUCCUCAACAACCAACAGUUUCUCCAUCGAUGAAGCCAAACUUUUCUUUGGGUGGCCAACUAAAGGAUAGAGUUCGGGGAACUGAAGUGAUUACCUCGAAUUCUGAUGCAUGGUCGAACCAGCCGACUCCCUCUUACAAUUCAGGGGUGGGACUCAAAUACCCGUCUUUAGGUCAAUCAAGUUCAGAUCAGAACAGCCUAAAGUUUAUAGAACAUAUGAUCUUGUCUGCUGGUAGCAUUAGGCAUCAUCUUGAUAAGAACUUUAGCGCAUCAAAUGGUAUCAUGCCUCAAUUGGGAACAAGUGGAAGUUUAAUCCUUGAUCAGAGCAAAGGUUUGACAACAACCGCAUUGCUUGGAGGAAGUCAAGUGCAUGGUGGAUCGAGUAGUUAUUCAAGGCCAAUUUCUGUUCCUUGCUCUUUUUCAGACCCCCACAGGGUAGCUGACAUCAACCUCUCUGGUGGAUGUCUGUCUGGUGUUAAAUUUCAAAAGGCUGAUGCAUUCCAAACGGAAGGAGUUUCUUCAUCCAGUGUUGCAGGUCAAUCAUCUGCUAAUAACAUGCCUUCCAAAGGCUCUGAUCACAGACAGUUUUCUGCCGAUGUGAAGCUUACCCAGAGUGAAUUGGCCCUACAAAGGAUAGAUGAUGAAUUGUUUCAAGCACUGAACAUUCCAUUGGCAGAUUCAGAUGAACAUAUCCCCUUGAAUGCACACAUCCCUGGUAUUGUUCCAGGAUCUGCAAAUGCUACAAAUGAUGCAUAUACUCAGGUUUCAUCAGGGGAUGAUUUGUUUGAUGUUUUGGGUAUGGAUUUUAAAAACAAGCUGUUUAAUGGCAAUUGGAAUAAUUUGCUUGCUGAUGAGACACAUUCAGACGCAAGAAACCUAGGCAAGAAUACUUCAACAUUUACAAAUGUGCAGGAGUUGGCUUCAGAUUAUUAUCCAGCAGGUCAAGAAACAUCAAAUGGUUGCAUUUUCUCUGGGGCAGGCACUGAACAUCUUUUAGAUGCUGUGGUCUCUCGGGCUCAGUCUGCUGUCAAGCAGAACUCUGAUGAUAAUGUGUCUUGGAGAACAUCAUUGACAAAAAUCAGUAGCUCUUCCGUCCCUAAUAGUUCUCCCCCGUAUGGACGAAUUAUUAUGUCUAAUGAUGUACAUGGGGAGAAACUUGGCCUUCCUAAAUCUCUUGUAAAGGAAGGGACGGAAGAAACUAGUUCCCUUCAGUCUGGGUGUAGAAAAGAGGAUGCGGGAAACUGUUCACUGACCAACUCUAUAUAUGGAUCUCAAAUUAGUUCUUGGGUUAAACAGGGUAAUAGUGCAAAUCAUGAGAGCAGUGUUUCAACAGCAUAUUCUAAGAAGCCUGAUAUAAUAGGAAAAUCAAAUCGCAAAAGGCUUAAACCUGGAGAGAACCCUAGACCAAGGCCAAAAGAUCGUCAGAUGAUCCAAGAUCGUGUGAAGGAGUUGCGUGAUAUUGUGCCAAAUGGGGCAAAAUGUAGCAUAGAUGCACUGCUUGAACGCACCAUCAAGCAUAUGCUGUUCUUGCAAGGUGUCACAAAGCAUGCCGACAAGCUAAAACAAACAGGAGAGUCGAAGAUUAUCGGCAAAAAAGAUGGACUGGUUCUAAAAGACAACUUUGAUGGAGGGGCGACAUGGGCUUUUGAGGUUGGGACACAAUCAAUGGUUUGCCCUAUCAUCGUUGAGGAUCUCAAUCCACCCCAUCAGAUGCUUGUGGAGAUGCUCUGUGAAGAACAGGGUUUCUUUUUAGAAAUAGCUGAUUUAAUCAGAGGUAUGGGUUUGACCAUCCUGAAGGGGGUGAUGGAAGCUCGGAAUGAUAAGAUAUGGGCGUGCUUUGCAGUAGAGGCCAAUAGGGACGUAACGAGGAUGGAAAUAUUUAUGUCACUCGUUCAGCUUUUGGAGCAAACUGUAAAAGGCACCGCGUCAUCGGCCAAUGCCAUGAUGAACAAUGUGAUGGUCCACCACUCAAUACCUGCAACUGGUAGGCCUAGUAAUUUGCAGUGAGCCGCUAGAUAUACAGUUUCCGUGUUCAUAGGCGCAGUAGAUUGUGAUGAACCACAGUUGCUAUAGCUUGUUGGUCUGGACAUGUUCAGAGUGAGCCAAGAUUUCGCUUGCCAUGACGAACAUACAUUCUUGACUAGCAUCUCUGGUAGCUCUCACCUGGGCCCAGUUUAUGUUUCAGAAAGCACGAUCCUGGCCGUCCUCACUUUAGCGGGGUGAGAUUUGUUAAACUAGUCAGAAACUGCUUUGUAAUAGCGUGUUUUCUUUGACGUAGCUAAAAAUCUGAAUGUUCAACUAUAUGCCCUACUGAAACAUUUCAGCCAUGGACACUGGUGGUGUGUGUAGAGGCUACCGAUUGGGUAUAACUUAUGGGAUAUAGAUUUUUCCAAAUGUAUAGAGGUUGGUAGGGGUGGGGAUACUGUAGGGUUUCCGACCUGUUAGUUAAACGAAGACCACCGUUUGAUUUCCCGGAGUUUUCAAGGUUUAUAGAUAACUUACUGUUUGAUGUCUAAGAAUGUGGUUAUUGAAUGUUUUUUCAUCU